Messenger RNA from Tachysurus vachellii, 743 nucleotides. RefSeq names its product LLP homolog, long-term synaptic facilitation factor (gene llph). The record is from RefSeq and is a predicted model, not a curated record. NCBI's taxonomy places the organism in Eukaryota, Metazoa, Chordata, Actinopteri, Siluriformes, Bagridae. Gene Ontology annotation, molecular function: RNA binding. Gene Ontology annotation, biological process: dendrite extension. Gene Ontology annotation, cellular component: nucleolus. The transcript is spliced from 3 exons. The coding region runs from base 12 to 524 and encodes 170 amino acids.
GUUUCUCACAGAUGACGUGUUUACCAACUUCAAGGUGUUGCUGUCGUAAAGUUGUCCAAACGCUUUCCGGCAGCCGCGUGCACGUGUGUACUGUUGAGCUCUUCACACAUUUAUUACACCACACAGUUGCCAUGGCAAAGAGUCUGCGCAGUAAGUGGAAGAGGAAGAUGAGAGCGGAGAAGAGGAAGAAGAACGCUCCAAAGGAGCUGGCUCGGCUGAAAGCGGCUCUGGGUCAGGAGGGGAAAGGAGACCUCAGCAUGAAGGACGUGUGUGAGACGGCCACCGUGGUUCCUGCUCAUAAACUGACGACCAGAGCGCAGGACGUGGAGAUGAGCGGAGAGAACACAGAAGAACAGAGUGAGACAGGGAAGAUGGAGACAGACAGCAAGAGGAAGAAGGGGACACUGCUGAAUGAACAUGGACAGUAUCCUGUUUGGAUGAGUCAGAGAAAGGCCAAGAAACUCAAACACCAGCGAAAGGCCAAGAAAACGGGCCAGAAGAAGAAGAAGGGUCUGGCCUGGUAGCUACACACAGCUGUGUGUUUUAAUGUACAGUUUAUGGACUGAUUAGAGUGUGUAUGUGUGCUGAUGCAGAGCGCUGUGAGUGAAGUGGAAAAUGUGGAAAGAGGAGGAAUGAAAAUGAAACUGCCAAAUCCUCUGUGUGUGUGUGCGUGUGUGUGUGUGUGUGUGUGUGUGUUUCGCUGUAAAUCAGUUUUCAUUGAUUAAACAUCAUUCUCCGUCUCA